Messenger RNA from Musa acuminata subsp. malaccensis (wild Malaysian banana), 774 nucleotides. RefSeq lists its product as uncharacterized. NCBI's taxonomy places the organism in Eukaryota, Viridiplantae, Streptophyta, Magnoliopsida, Zingiberales, Musaceae. The record is from RefSeq and is a predicted model, not a curated record.
CUAUAAAUUCUUCCACCUCUCCUCCAUAUUUCACCACCAGCCUUGAGCCUUCUCAUCCCCUGAAGCAUUCUUCUUCUUCGUUAAUUCGUUUCUCGGUGUUUAUAGUCCAAGCUUGUUAGCGAGGAUGGCGAUGCAGAUGAUCGAGAACUACAAGGCUGAGGCCGAGGUCUACCAUGGAGAUCUUGCCCUCUGUAAGAAGAAAUCCACGCAACUACUCCAAGAGCUGGGCCUCCCCAAGGGACUGCUACCCCUGGAGGACGUCCAGGAGUUCGGCUACCACCGCGCAAGUGGAUUCAUGUGGCUCGUCCAGAAGAAGAAGAUAGAGCACACGUUCAAGAAGAUCAAGCAGCACGUCUCCUAUGCCACCGAGGUGACCGCCUUCGUGGAGCAACGCAAGCUGAAGAAGAUCACAGGUGUCAAGACCAAGGAGCUACUUCUCUGGCUCUCUGUCGUCGAAGUGUUCAUCGGCGAUCCCUCCUCCGGGAAGAUCACCUUCAAGACUGGCACUGGGCUCUCCGACAGCUUUCCGGUGCCGGCAUUUGAGGAAGAAGAGUAGAAGAGGAAGAGCAACUAUAAGACAUGUGGAUGUUCGUAUAAAUCUAGUAUUUGAAACUGUCCUGUCACUUGAUUUGUCAAUGUUUCGUGGUGGAAUCUUCUCAAUGUGUGCUAAAUAUAGGUUUGUACUUCUGUCUAGAUAUUUCUAGCGAACACGCGUAAUGUUAAUGUUGUUCUGUAUCCCUCUAUUGAUGAUGUGAUGAUAGAACUAUUCAAUUC